Messenger RNA from Brassica napus (rape), 1967 nucleotides. RefSeq lists its product as uncharacterized. NCBI's taxonomy places the organism in Eukaryota, Viridiplantae, Streptophyta, Magnoliopsida, Brassicales, Brassicaceae. The transcript has a single exon. Gene Ontology annotation, cellular component: membrane. The record is from RefSeq and is a predicted model, not a curated record. Bases 882 to 1823 code for a protein of 313 amino acids.
GUGAUAAGAUGAAAGAUAAAUAAUAUGGUGGAAUAUGUAAAUAUGAGUUGGGGAUUGUUAGUUCUUAAGACAAUACACAGAAGGAAAAGUCAUACAAACAUUAUAGCAUGCCAAUCUCUGUCUUUUUAACAAGAGAAAAGAGCAAUGAUUAUCAUCAUCUUCUCAUGCCCCCCAUCAUCAUCAUUUACCCAUUUUCUCUCACCAUUAGACUUAGCUUCCAUUGCUCCACAUGAUUUCAUUAAGAUCUAAACUAAUACUUGACCCAUGUAAAUUUCCAUUUGUCAAUUUCUUGAUUUAUAUAUAUUACUAGAAGGGGUGCUUUUCAUCUUAUGAUUUGUUGUGUAGUAAAAUGUGUCGUAUCAUUUGUCCGGAUUUUAAUCAUGGUUGGAUUUAAAAGCUUCUUCAUGUUUACUUAUAUUUGGUAUUGGUGGAAAGAUGACAUUUUUAGCAAAAGUUUCUAGUAAACCUUUCUCUCUUGGAUAGUUUCUGAUGCCAACAAAGACAGACUUUUAUUUAAGACUGUGGGGGCAAAAAAAUAUUGCAAAUGAAUCAAAUGAUCAAAGAAUAUAAUCAAAUCUUUCAGCUAAUAAACUAAUAUAGGCAAUGAUGUAACAAGACUACAAAGAGUAAAGUAAUGUCACGAGGCUAGCAAAAAGUAGGAUAAUAUUGUAGAUGCAUUAUAAACAUCGGCCAUGCUUAUUCAUUAUUAUGUCUUAAACAAUACAUAGUAUAUACUAUAUACUGAUCAUGUCUGUUCCCAUAACACAUGCCAAGAAAGUAACACACAAUCAAUCUCUUGCUCUCUCUCUUCCUGGCCAUUUCUCUCUUCCAACCCUUAAAUAAACUUAAAAUCUUCUCAGAAUCUUGUGGAUCCUGCUCACAUGGGCUCCAUACCAUUUAUCUUCAUCAUCCUUCUCUUCCAUUUACAGAAAUCAAAACCUCAGACGAUCCAAUCAGCACAUCUCCUUGAUCUAAUGAUCAGAGAUUACACCAUCAGAAACUUCAACAUACAUGUCAAGACAGGCACGGUCCAGAAAAUUCAUCUUCCAGCAAAUUUCUCAUCCAUUGAUAUCGAUACGGCUAAGUUUAGAUGCGGGAGUUUGAAGAGACACGGUGCAAGAAUAGGAGAGUUUCACUUUGGUCCGGGCUUGAGUGUGCAGCCAUGUGUUGAGAGAGUGAUUCUGGUGAGACAGAACUUGGGUCUUAACUGGUCUUCUUCUAUUUACUCAACCGGUUAUAACUUAACCGGUUACAAUUACCAGCUCGUGACUCCGGUUCUCGGUUUAUUGGCUUACAAUUCUAACCCGGACGGUGUGGCUGUGAACCCUUAUGAAGUAAACUUAAUGGGCACAGAGAAAGACCAUAUUCUGAUAGAUUUCUUGAGCAUCAAGUCAAGUGGUAGCCCUAGGAGUGUAAAUUCCUCUCUAUUGUGUGCGUGCUUCACAAGUAACGGUAACAUAACGUUCAAAGAGCAAGUUUCAGCCUAUGUUUGCUUGGGAACAGCACAGGGGCAUUAUGCGCUCGUGGCUAAACAUCAUGAUGGUAGUGGUGGUGGUGGGGUGAUAACGCCGUCGUCUUCACCUGGUGUAAAUAACGGGGGAGGUGGGAAGUUGAGCCGGUGGAAAGUGGCGGUAGGGAGUGUGAUUGGGUCAGUGAUUGGAGCGUUGCUGCUAGGGUUAUUGGUGGUGGCGAUGUUAGUGAAAGGUAAGAAGAAAGCGAUGAGAGAAGAGAUAGAGCAGAGAGCUUAUGAAGAAGAAGCACUUCAGGUUUCAAUGGUGGGUCACGUUAGGGCUAAUCCCAAUAAUAGGUACAGUAGCAAGUAACAACAUAACUUAAUAGUUAGAUCCUCCUUAAUCAUCAUUUGUUUUCCAUUUUUAGUGUUAUUUGAGCUUCUUAUAAAUGUUGUAGUGUGAUUUGUAAGAUCUAUUUCUUUCUUUUUUUGAAUGACAUGUUAAAUUUAGAUGUAA